Molecule: messenger RNA, 3052 nt
Organism: Cygnus atratus (black swan)
Lineage: Eukaryota; Metazoa; Chordata; Aves; Anseriformes; Anatidae
Gene: C9
Product: complement C9
Exons: 12
Coding region: 591-2402 (603 amino acids)
Biological process (GO): immune response
Cellular component (GO): membrane attack complex
Molecular function (GO): protein binding
Source: RefSeq, a predicted model, not a curated record
AAGAAUGGCCUUCUAAAGAGUAGCUCAUAUUUGGGGUUUUGGUGAGAGAGUGAAAAGUAGAAACCUACUUCAAAACAUCAAAAAAAAAAUUGUUGCCCUUUUAUAUUGGCCUUGGGGGGUGGGAGUGGAGGGAGGAAUGUUAGGACUUUUUUUCCUCAAAUGCAACAAAUGAGAAUUCCAAACAUGUUAGAAACUGAAUUUACCCUUGUAAACAGCUCUGCUUUAGGAACUACUUGUUCCUUAUGUAAGUCACUAUGAUUGCUGUUACUAGGCAGUUAAUUUAUUUUAAUUGAAUAGAAAACGUCUUCCCUAUAUUUAAAAGAUACUAGUAAAUGCUCUUUCAUCGUGAAACUACUUUAUACUAUUUCUCAAUAUCCAUAGAGGAAAAAGCCAAACUUUCUGAAAAGUGGACUUUAGAGCACUUACCGUAAGUCGGUUUUGGCUAGCAACUGGUAUUUUUGGCUAGCAACUGGUAUUUUUCAGUAAGUGCUGCCUUUUUUUUUUUUCUCCUCUUGGUAAUAAAUAACAAACAGAACAAAUAAAGAUUUUGCAAAUUCAGUUUCAGCAUUUCUUUCCUACUCAGAUACAAAAUGAGAAGCAUGCAUGUUAUCCUGCAGCUAAUAUUCAUAUUAUGCAGUUUAGAGGUGUCUGCCUUACUUUUGGGAGAAAGCAGAAGCUCUUCAGAAAAAGCUUUCCACAGGGAGAUGAGAGAACUGAAUUCUCCAUAUCCAAUAGACUGUAAGCUGACCAGCUGGAGUGAGUGGGGGCCCUGUGACCCAUGCACCAAUCAAAGGUUUCGUUCUAGAAGUAUCGAAAGAUUCGGCCAGUUUGGUGGAAAAUCGUGUGUGGAGACUUUAGGAGAUACACAGAGCUGUGAAAGUGACCAAGUCUGUCCUGAAGAAAUAGAACCAGACUGCGGUGCUGACUUUCAAUGCAAUUCUGGUCGAUGCAUAAAGCGACGACUUGUGUGUAAUGUGGAUAAUGACUGUGGAGAUUUUUCUGAUGAAGAUAACUGUGAAUCUGAACCACGAUCACCAUGCAGUAACCAUGAUAUCGAUGUGUCUGAAGUUGGCAGGACUGCAGGGCAAGGAAUCAAUGUUUUAGGGAUGCAGCCAAUGGCCAGCCCAUUUGACAAUGAGUUUUUCAAUGGUCUUUGUGAAAGGGUGCGCGAUGGGAACACACAGACAUAUUACCGCAAGCCAUGGAAUGUUGGUGUUCUCAAUUACGAUACAAAAGCAGGCAAAACCUUCACAUCUGAGUUCUAUAGUGAUCAUCUAAAAAUGAUACGAGAGGUGUACAUGGACAAACAAAAAAGCUUCAACGUUGGCCUGUCUCUGAAAUACGCACCUACUUCAGGAAGUAACAAAACUUCUGCAGGAGGAAAUUUAAAGUUUCACUAUAGCAAGACUACAAAUUUAGGAUCUAUGUUGACUAGAUUCACAGAAAGGAAUGGUUCUCUCAUCUGUUUUCUUCUCCCUGCAUUCAGAAUCAACGUAAAAGGAAAGAUUCAGCUGGGAAGAUUUCAAAUGCGGAGUCGUGAUAUCCGUCUUACAGAUACUUUCCUUGAUGAUCUAAAUUUUCUGCCUGCUGAAUAUGAUAAGGGGGAAUAUUUCAAAUUCCUAGAAGAUUAUGGAACUCACUAUGCAGCCUCUGGAGCUGUGGGAGGAAAAUACGAACUUGUGUAUGUGCUGGAUAAUCAUGUUAUGUCUCUCUUAGGUAUCGGUGUAGAAGAUGUGAAGAAAUGUCUUGGAUAUCAAUUUGAUGUCAGUGUUGGAUAUGACAAAAUUAACGGCCGUCUUGAAAUGUCCGGUGAUAAAUGUGGGAAGAUCAAAAUGCAGGAUAAAUUAGAAUAUAAAGAUGAUGCUAUCAUUGAUGAUGUUAUUUCUUUAGUUGAUGGAGGGAAGAUUGAUUUUUCAGUUAAAAUAAAAGAAAUGUUACUGCGAAGAUCCAAAAUGGUUGACAUAGAUGAUUACGUACAGUGGGCAAAGUCCUUGGUUGAUGCACCAGUAGUGAUACAGGAACGGCCUUCUCCAAUACAUACACUUGUUCCAGUUAAGAUAAGAAACUCAUAUUUAAAGAAACAAAAUUUGGAAAGAGCAAUUGAGGACUACAUUACUGAAUACAGUAUGUGCAAAUGUGAACCCUGCAAAAAUGGAGGCACCCUUGUACUGAUAGAUGGAGCUUGUACAUGCAUGUGCUCAAGCUACUUUAAGGGAAUUGCUUGUCAGAUUCCCAAAUCUACGACAGUUGAAGCUGUCACUGAUGGAGGCUGGAGCUGUUGGAGUCCCUGGUCCACCUGCAUCGAUGGUGAAAGCACUCGAACUCGCCAGUGUAAUAAUCCUACACCACAAGCAGGAGGCAGACCAUGCCAAGGAGAAGCCAUUGAAAAACGUCCCUGUUGAGAAGAAAAUGUUCAAAAGCAGAAAUGGUUAAUGGAUUCCAAACCAGUUCUAAUCACAGUUUCCAAUGGUUAGCUUGCUACCCAAGAGCAACAGAACACCAUGAAUUAAAAGCAUCUCCACCUUAAAUGAUUGCUUAGCAAAACAAAGUAAUAUACCAAUAAACAUCUUAAUGGAGAAGAGCUGAUGCAGUGGGUGUUGUCCAUCUUUUUUUUUCUUUUUUUUUUUUUAUCUCCUGCUGUCAUUAGAACAUGAAUCAUCUAUCAUCUAUGUCUGUUAGUCAAUAGCAUAAUAGUCCCCCUUUGUCUUAUUUUCAACAAUUCCUUGGGGUGAAUGUUUUCAAACUGAUUUUCAAGAAUUCAAGUCCAGCAUGAAUAUCAGAAUGUAUAUCAUAAUGUAUAUAACAUCAGCCAUUUGAUAGUAUAUUGUCAGCAAAGAACCUGAGAGAGACUUCGAUCUUGACUAGAAUGCCCUUUUGGAUUUAUUUCCACUCUCACAUCUUACAUCUAAUUCACACCCUGCAUCACAGGUAUGUUUAAAGACAUGCAGCUUUACUAAAGCUAUUAUAGCAUUUGCUGAAGAGCUUGAUAUUGUAUCUUGUACAUGUCAAUGUGUUAAGGAUUUUUUUAUGAAAUCAGAGCUACAUUACAAAG